Molecule: messenger RNA, 459 nt
Organism: Acaulospora colombiana
Lineage: Eukaryota; Fungi; Glomeromycota; Glomeromycetes; Diversisporales; Acaulosporaceae
Source: the annotation of a GenBank genome assembly
AUGUUGGGAUACAUCAAUGACAACUUUUUACAUGCUCCAUCGACCGAUCUCAGUAGAGAGGUGGUCAAAUUCCUGGUCGGCAUCAUGAUGGCCCAGGCAAAUGAGUGCUUCUACGAGACUUGUAUCGAUCAGAGAAAGGCAGUUGGAUUGGUCAGCAAAGUAGCCGCCAAUGCCGCCUACCUGUACGCGGGUUUAUGUGAAGAGGUGAAAGAGUUUAUGGGCAAGGGUAUUUUCGAUCGUAACUGGGUGACUGUGUUACAAUACCAACGAUCCCUUGCAGACUCUGCAGCAGGCAAACAUGGUGAAGCCUUGUCCCGAAUGGGAGUAGCAGAAUCCAACGCCAAGGAGGCUUAUCGCCUAGCCUCCUCCUUUUCUCCCUACUUUGUCUCGACGUCAUCAACGACUCUUCCUGCGGACAGUGGUACGGCUAUCCUAGAGCUUACCAAGAACCAUCUCGCU